AUGCAGAAAAGUAACCUCUCAGAGGUAACAGAGUUUGUUUUCUUAGGAUUCUCCAGCUUUUAUGAACACCAGAUCAUCCUCUUUGUAGUUUUCCUCAUUUUGUAUGUAUUAACAUUAGCUGGCAAUGCCAUAAUUGUGACAAUCAUCCGCAUUGACCAUCACCUCCACACUCCCAUGUACUUCUUCUUGAGCAUGCUGGCCAGUUCGGAGACUGUGUACACACUGGUCAUCAUUCCGCGGAUGCUCUCCAGUCUCUUAGCCCAGAACCAGCCAAUCUCCCUGGUAGGCUGUACCACUCAAAUGUUCUUCUUUGUCACCUUGGCCAUCAACAACUGUUUUCUGCUAACAGUGAUGGGCUAUGAUCGCUAUGUGGCCAUCUGCAACCCCCUGAGAUAUACAGUUAUCAUGAACAAGAAGGUGUGUGUCCAGCUGAUGGGUGGAGCCUUUGGUAUUGGUCUGGUCAUGGCAGCUGUCCAGGUAACAUCCAUAUUUACCUUACCUUUUUGUCAUAGAGUGGUUGAGCAUUUCUUCUGUGAUAUCCUCCCUGUCAUGAAACUCUCUUGUAUUGACACCACAAUCAAUGAGAUAAUCAACUUUGUUGUCAGUUUAUUUGUGAUCCUGGUUCCCAUGGGCCUGGUCUUCAUCUCCUAUGUCCUCAUUAUCUCUACAAUACUCAAGAUUACCUCAGCUGAGGGACGGAAGAAGGCCUUUGCCACCUGUGCGUCACAUCUCACUGUGGUCAUUGUCCACUAUGGCUGUGCCUCCAUUGCCUACCUCAAGCCCAAGUCAGAAAACUCUGUAGAACAAGACCUUCUUCUCUCAGUUGCCUACACAAUCAUCACACCCCUGCUAAACCCUGUUGUUUACAGCCUGAGGAACAAAGAAGUCAAGGAUGCCCUACGCAGAGUUGUAGGCAGAAAUAUUUCUUAA
Orycteropus afer afer is the source of this 930-nucleotide messenger RNA. Its product is annotated as putative olfactory receptor 10J6. Gene Ontology annotation, molecular function: olfactory receptor activity; G protein-coupled receptor activity. The record is from RefSeq and is a predicted model, not a curated record. Gene Ontology annotation, cellular component: membrane. NCBI's taxonomy places the organism in Eukaryota, Metazoa, Chordata, Mammalia, Tubulidentata, Orycteropodidae. Gene Ontology annotation, biological process: G protein-coupled receptor signaling pathway.